CCUUGGGCCGGCUCUGGCUCUUAAUCAACUCCAAACUUCAUUAUUCCCUCUGUGACCAGGUCGGAGGGGAAAAAGUGGAGGAAACAUGAGUUAAUAGGCAGCUCCUCUGCAAACACUGGGGGUCUUCAUAAAUGGGAAGCAAUCACACAGUUCAAAUAUACAGCAGCUGGAAUCUGGGACAAAUUGAAGAGGCAGGUAAGUUUAAUAAUCUCCUGUGAUCGUCCUGGUCGAAUGCAGACAGAGAGGCGAAGCGUCGACUGAUGAGGACACGAGGAGCGCUGGUCUAAAGUUACAGGUCCUGCAGCUUCAGGAAUCCUCAGAAAGAUCCGUGUCUGAGCGGCACCAUCGUUCUGCCAAUGUGACUGAUUGACCCAGUAGAUGAACAGUAAAGAUUAAGAGGAUGACAAACAGGCAUGCUGCUUACACAGCACUUGGGGCUUAAUCCUCCACCCCUCCACCCCUCGGGUCCCUUUUGAGGACCUGCUGCUGAGGCGGACUCACAGACGGCGGCGGCGUUCCAAGCAGGGAGGACACACGGACUUGUUGAUGCUCAACAAGGGGCCACUCUAGAUCCUCUGACUCCACACCGCUUCAAACAAGGCCCAGAAAUUUAGGAAGUCUGCAUUUUUAUAUCUUAAAGUAAAAAAAGAGAAACACUUCUUUAUUGGUGAUUAAUUAUGGAGGAUCACCUGACGAAGAUCCCCAUGAUGCCUUCAGCUUCUCCAGCUGAAUCUUCUGCCAGCGGCGGGACGGAGGACAGCAGAGGAGCCAAGAGUCCAGCUCCAGGAAAAGCUCUGAGUCCGGCGCUGGUGUGCAAAGUGUGCGGCGACACCAGCAGCGGGAAACAUUACGGCAUCUACGCCUGCAACGGCUGCAGCGGCUUCUUCAAGCGCAGCGUGAGGAGGAGGCUCAUCUACAGGUGCCAGGCCGGUACUGGGAUGUGUCCUGUUGACAAAGCCCAUCGGAACCAAUGCCAGGCGUGUCGGCUAAAGAAGUGUCUGCAGGCGGGCAUGAAUAAGGAUGCCGUGCAGAACGAGCGGCAGCCUCGCAGCACCGCUCAGGUCCGUCUGGACUCCAUCGACGUCGACCCUGAGAAGGAGCACCUGGCCACAACACGGGAGCCCACCUCCUCCUCUUCGUCCUCCUCUUCGUCCUCCUCCUCAGCCUCCAGCGGCUCUGUCAUCACUUGGCCCCACAUCACCUCCUCCAUGUCCAUCAGUUCCUCUGUGGCGCCGCCGCGCUGCGUCAGCCCCCAGAACAACCACCGCUUCAUGGCCAGCCUCAUGACGGCCGAGACCUGCGCCAAGCUGGAGCCCGAGGACGUUGAUGAAAACAUUGACGUGACGAGCAACGAGCCGGAGAGGGCGUCCUCGGAGUACCACAUGGCUCUGUACCCGUCCAGCUCCGAAAACGUCUACGAGACCUCGGCGAGGCUGCUCUUCAUGUCGGUGAAAUGGGCCAAGAACCUGCCAGUUUUCUCCAACCUGCCCUUCAGAGACCAGGUGAUCCUGCUGGAGGAAGCGUGGAGCGAGCUGUUCCUGCUCUGCGCCAUCCAGUGGUCUCUCCCUCUGGAGAGCUGCCCGCUGCUCUCCCUGCCUGACCUUUGCCCCGGCAUGCAGGGCAAAACCAGCUACACCACCCUGGACCUGCGCCUCCUGCAGGAGGCCUUCAGCCGCUUCAAGGCCCUCGCUGUCGACCCCACAGAGUUCGCCUGCCUCAAGGCCAUCGUGCUCUUCAAGCCAGAGACUCGAGGUUUGAAGGAUCCAGAACAGGUGGAGAACCUCCAGGAUCAGUCCCAAGUCAUGCUGGGACAACACAUCCGCUCACACUACCCGACCCAACCUGCCAGGUUCGGAAAGCUGCUUCUCAUCCUUCCCUCGCUGCGUUUCGUGAACUCGGAGCGGAUAGAGCUGCUGUUUUUCCACAGAACCAUCGGAAACACUCCCAUGGAGAAACUCCUGUGCGACAUGUUCAAAAACUAAAUGAUCUCAUGCAGUCAUCUAAUUUCUCCCUAAUUGGAUUCAAUAUUUGCUUUUUUUCUUCUGUAUAAAUAUUUAAUAAUUAUGCAUGCUGUUAUUUUUGUAAAUGUCCUUUUAUUGUUGGGUAAUUGCUUCCAUAUUGGGUCGUUCUGGAUGAUAAAAAUCCAGCUCAUCCUCUGUCAGUUUUUAUCAUAUUUAGAGGCUGAUUUGUUUCUGAAAAAAAAACCCUUGUUUUUCUGGAAAUGUGACCCAGAUCUUUUAUCGUUUGUUCAUAGAUGAACUGUUUAUAUCUUUUGUCACUAAUGGGAAUCCCUUGUUUGUGUUUUUGUGUGUUGAUAAAGUGUAAAGAACUCUAAUAA
Poecilia latipinna (sailfin molly) is the source of this 2338-nucleotide messenger RNA. Its product is annotated as photoreceptor-specific nuclear receptor-like. Gene Ontology annotation, biological process: regulation of DNA-templated transcription. The coding region runs from base 678 to 1982 and encodes 434 amino acids. The record is from RefSeq and is a predicted model, not a curated record. NCBI's taxonomy places the organism in Eukaryota, Metazoa, Chordata, Actinopteri, Cyprinodontiformes, Poeciliidae. Gene Ontology annotation, molecular function: sequence-specific DNA binding; zinc ion binding; DNA-binding transcription factor activity. The transcript is spliced from 8 exons.